AUGACUGACUCCAAAGUCUCCAACUUUCUCCAACUUAAAGGAAGCACGGAGGAGGCCCUGUACAAGGAAAUUGAUCGAGUCGACUGCUCACCCUUUGCAGACGAGGUGGAACGAGAUGCACCGCCGAAGCGGUUCACAACGUCAUCCAUCACUCCGUUCAAGGGAGACUCCGACCCUGAGAGCCAUUUGAGGCACUUCAAGAGUGCCAUGAUCCUCUCAAGACUGGUUCCACACUCUACCGUCCGCGUCGAUAGGCAACUUCAAGGAGUUCGCCCUCAUCUUCACAAAGGAGUACACCUCCUACAAGACCACUUGUUCAACCUGCGCAAGAAACCAGACGAGUCUCUUCGAGACUAUCGCAGACGAUUCAAGGCUGGGAAGGCGAACAUCAUAGGAUGCAAUGACCAAGUUGUGUCCUCAGCUUUCAAGAAAGGCUUGCCAACCGAACACGAGCUAUACAGCAAGCUGGCCAUAACUCCAAGCCAAACCUUGGCAGAGGUCUUUGCGACGGCAGAGCGCUACACACUUUGGGACGAUGACCGUAUCGAGGCGAAGAAGGCCAGCAAGCAAGCUGAUCACCCGACAGGGCAGGCAUGCCAAAAGAACAACAAGUUCGAACACAAAGCCCGAGACAAGCGCAGAUCGCGCCCCCAAGAGGGAGGCUCGAAAAUAGAAACCUUCACUGAGUUCACUAUCUCGAUCCACCAGAUCCUGGCACAAGUGAAGGACAAGCCAUGGGUGAGAAUGCCACCACCCCUGAUAGGAGACCCAUCUAGGAGGGACACUAGUAACUACUGCGCAUUCCAUGGGGAACAUGGUCAUUACAACAGCAACUGCAAUGCUUGGAAAAGGCACCUCGAGGAGCUGGUCAGAGACAGCCACUGCACAGAAUUCGUCGCAAAGAAGGCCAUCCAGCAAAUCGAGGAUCGCGAUGCAGCUGCCAAGGAACCUUCCCAAAAGGUCAAACGAAUCAACACCAUUCUAGCUGAUUCCCAGGAGUCUAGGCUGACCACCAAGGAGCAUACACCCGUCAUCGGCUUUCAGAAGAAGGACUUGAUCGGGCUUGAUCUACCACAUAAUGACACCCUAGUAAUCUGCAUCCAAAUUGAACAAGCUGUGAUCGAGCGAGUUCACGUGGACGAGGGCAGCGCAGCCAAUAUCCUGCAACUAUCUGUUAUCCAACAGAUGGGAUUGGAGCCCAAGAUCAGCAAACUUGCCAGAUCGCUCACCAGCUUCAAUGGGGCCACGUCAAUCACUGUUGGGACAAUCGACCUUGACGUCCACUCACCCUCGGUGGUCUGCUCGCAAACCUUCAUGGUCAUCGACGAGAUCUCUCCCUACAACGGAAUCUUAGGCAGAUCGUGGAUCAACAAGAUCGAACCCAUCACAUCUGCUCUACACCAGAAGAUUCGCUACCCCAUCCUUGGUAGCUGGAUCGGGCAGAUCAACAGUGACCAAGCCAUGGCAAGGAGAUGCACAGCCCAAGGGCUCAAGAAGAGCAGGAAGUUGCAGUUCACACCAGUAAUGCAAGCUACUGACGUGGCAGGAAACACGCCCAGUAGACAAGCAAGCCCGAAUGGGAAGGGAGUUGCUACCUCACAAUAG
This is a messenger RNA of Prunus avium (sweet cherry), 1605 nucleotides long. RefSeq lists its product as uncharacterized. NCBI's taxonomy places the organism in Eukaryota, Viridiplantae, Streptophyta, Magnoliopsida, Rosales, Rosaceae. The record is from RefSeq and is a predicted model, not a curated record.